AUGCGUUGCUGUUUAUGUGGGAGUGAGAGUAUGUUUGAUACUUCUAUGUGUUAUGAAUGCACUGUAAGAGAACUGCCUAAAUUAAGCAUAGAUACGACCAGGGAAGUAGACCGGUGUGGUACGUGCAUGCGGUACAGCGUACCACCGAGUGGGUGGACUACGCUCAGAUUUGAAGGACCGGAGAUGCUUGCGUAUUUAUUAAAGAAAGUCCCAGAACUAGCAAGAAUGAAGCUUGUAGAUGCGUACUUCAUCCAUUCAGAGGAGCAUUCAAAAAGGGUCCGUAUGAGGAUAAGCAUUGACCGGACGGGUGAGUUAAAUAUGUGCUCAGUGGAGUAUUCGCAGGAACUAGAAAUUAUGUGGGUCAUUAAAGGGAAGCACUGUUUAGACUGUGCUAGGGCUGCUUCGAAUCAAACCUGGAACUGUGUGGUGCAGUUACGGCAGAAGUCCGAGUUGAAGCAGACCCUGCUCCUGUUAGAGCAGUCCAUAUUAAAAGCAGGUCUUCAUGAGGAGUGCACGGACAUAAAGGGAGAGCAGGACGGGAUUGACUUUUUUUAUAUGUCACGGACGGCCUGUUUAAAACUAGUCCGGUUCAUUGAGGAGAGUGUCCCUACAAAAGUGAAGUCUUCUGAGCAAUUAGUCAAGUUAGACAAGAAGUCCAAUAACAGCCGGUAUAAGUUUGCAUAUUCUGUUGAGAUCCCUGCACUUAACCUUAAUGAUUUAUUGUACGUGCCUGUCCCACUGUGUAAGAAACUGUCACUGACUGAGAUGUGCAUUGUAUUACGUAUAUCUAAGUCUGUUCUACUAGCGGACAGCAAGGGGCAAGUGAAGGACUUAAGCAGGAUAGAUUAUUUCAAGUACAGUAAGUCAAUAAGAGUACUUGGAUCAUCAAAAGCACAGAGCAAGUUUGAAGUAGUUGAAGUAGAUGGGUACCACAAGCCCAGUAAGAGUACUCAGACCACCCAGGGACACACAAGGAGUAAUAAUAGCAGUGGUAUAAACAAUGACCAGGGACACACAAGGAGUAAUAGUGGUAUAAGCAAUAUAAGUACUAGUAGUGGUAUAAGUAGUACUAGUGGUAUAAGCAGUAUAAGCAAUGACCAGGGACAUACAAGCAGUGGUACUCGUGGUAUACAUUUGAAUUUCGGUAGGAAUAUGGUUUAUGAUGUAUUAUUAUUAAAGAGUGAUGGUGAGUUAGUUAAUACAAAGACAUUAGUAAAGGGAUUAGUACCAGGUGAUUCUGUUGUAGGGUAUGACUUAAUGAACUUAAAUACUAAUUUAGAUAUAGAGGGAUCUAUUGUACUAUUAAAGAAAGAAUCGGAAAUCACCAGUAAAUGGAAGAUAAAAAGGAUUUGUGGUGGUUAUCAGACGGAAAGUACUUCUGCUAUGAUAAUAGAUGCUGUAAGGAAUGAUCCUUCAUUAUUAAAGACAGUAAAUAUAUACGAUGAGAACAACCAGUUAAUUAAAGGUAUAAAACAUCUUACACUAUAA
Messenger RNA from Nematocida parisii ERTm1, 1488 nucleotides. RefSeq lists its product as uncharacterized. The record is from RefSeq and is a predicted model, not a curated record. Gene Ontology annotation, biological process: ribosomal large subunit export from nucleus. NCBI's taxonomy places the organism in Eukaryota, Fungi, Microsporidia. Gene Ontology annotation, molecular function: ribosomal large subunit binding. The coding region runs from base 1 to 1488 and encodes 495 amino acids. The transcript has a single exon. Gene Ontology annotation, cellular component: cytoplasm; nucleus.